AUGGCGCCGCACGGCAUUCCGCUCAACACACUAAAGCAGUGUCUCGAGUUCCUGCAGUGGUUGCAUAAGGGAGGUGGGAAGCAUAGGCUUCAAGAAGUGUCCCAGACUUUAUAUGAUCGUAUUAAAACCCAUUUUGAUUCCAAAUUUGUUUCAGUGGAAAACGUUGAAAAGGGCUUGCGCCCAUUCCUCUCCGCCGUGUCAAAGUUUUAUGAGAGAUUGUGCUACAAAGCAGAGGCAGGCAAAUAUGUUACUAAAAGCGCAGAGGACAUAUCCAACGCCCUUCUCGACUGCCACCCUAAAUUCUUCGCCGCUAUGUACUUUCUGCAGUACUGUGUGAAUAACACUUUCGGGACGCUGGGCGGUGGUGGAUGGGAAAAGAAUUACCCAGGGUAUGAAAAUAAACCAUGGCUGGGCAGGAAUGAUUGGGGCGGUGACUUGCAAGAAUAUCUCAGAUCCAAAGACCCUAAGGACUACGGUGGUAUAAUUCCGGGAGGCUUCGGCUACGAAGAGGUGAGAUAUGGUCACACUGAUCUUAAUGGCUAUGCCCAGGGUACUAGAAUGUAUGUGGACCUUGAAAAGAUUGUGAGCAAAGUAGAAAAGUACAAUUUCUUCCGCAGCGUCUUUGUCAGCUCCGCCAUUGGAGAUUCAGCCAAUCGUAACGAGAGCACUGCGAACGCUGUCUCAUUGGUCAGAACCUUUUGCGAUAUUGUUCUAGGGGAGGAAGGUCAAGAAGGCGGAGAGUUAAUACAUGCAUUGAAUGACGGUUUACGGCAGCAAGUGAGUUCAACAGAGAAUUCCAUCUGUUGGAAAGACCUAAAAGAUCAUUGCGCUCAGCUUAGGAAGAAAUUUGAUACAUUUUUCGAACAGAAUAAACGCUUCGAUUCCAUCGGUCAGUCUACGGAUCUUAAAAACCUUCACAAAGAGGAGCUUGCUACCAGAGCAGCGCAUUGGAUGAGGACUCAUCUGACCAAAGUGCGGGGCAAUUUGAGUCAGAUUAGAACAGAUGAAGGUGUCUUGGGACUCCAACAAACGGAUCUUGGAGAAUACUUCACGAACAAUCUCUUCCCUUACGGAUUCAUAUUCAAAGACCGCUUUAUGGGCUCAACCAGGGAGGUAGACAGAUUAAAACAAGAUUGGCGCACUGUAAUCGAAGAGCUUAGGAGAGACCGUGACGGCGAUUUGGAUAAGCUUAAUGAUAUUUUGCAUGGUAAGAAUAGAGAAUCAUGUCCCGAAGACCCCAAGGAAGUAGUGCCGGAGAAGAAAGUUCCGGUCACGCCACCUAAAAAGCCUGAAGUGCCGCCUGCCACUGAGGAUACUGAAGCACAGAACCAAGGCAAGAAAGCUGAUGGUACUCCCAACCAGGGCAAGAAAAGUGAGGGAGCACAGAACCAAGGCAAGAAAGCGGAGGGAGCACAGAACCAGGGCAAGAAAUCUGAGGGAGCACAGAACCAAGGCAAGAAAUCUGAGGGAGCACAGAACCAGGGUAAGAAAAGUGAGGGAGCACAGAACCAGGGGAAGAAAAGUGAGGGAGCACAGAACCAAGGGAAAACAUCUCAUGGAACUCCAAACCAGGGUAGCGGUCAAGGUGGAGAUACGUCUUCAGGUCCAACAGUUCUAAAGGCUCCUGCUACAACUCAGCCUCCCGGUGAUACGAGAGCUGCAGACCAGCCGGAGCCUACAACAGAGAAAGGGACGCAAGGGGCUAAAGGUGAUACAGGCCGGCAAGAGCCCGCUGUUACCGUGGAUCUGGCGUCUUCUCAGGACACAAGUUCACCAGUUACUACGUCGGUUUUAACUCCAACUCAAGGCUCUGUAGUAUCGCCAAAGUUUUCCCCUCCACCGGCUGCUCCCCCCAGUGUACCUGCUCCCGCUGGUCAGCCGGGUGGCACGGUUCAGGGUUCACCGGCCGGUGUUACUCCAAGUUUACAACCUGUUGUCUCUCGAGUCACUGUGUCUACUCAGACUCCGAGUGUUUCAGGGUCGGGCACUGGGUCAACUGGUGGUCAGGGGACUGGUAGAUCGGGUGGUCAAAAUGUUGGUCAACCAACAGGUGCAGGCUCCGAUCACGGUUUAAGUAGCGUCCGUACUACGUCGGAUGGCACGGCGUCUGGUGGAGGUAGCGGUGGGAGUGGGUCAGGAGAUAAGGUUGUUCCUCAAUCCGUUCCAAAUGUUAGUAAAAAACAGUGCAAAUCAGAUGAAUAUUUAGUGAAAGAUUCCGGUGGCAAUGAAAUGUGUUUUCGAAAUCCUCAGAAUCCCGCCCCAACCAAAUCAUACGGCCCCAACCUUUCCCCCGAUUUUCUAAAGAAACUCAGAAAACAAGAAGCAGACGUCCUUAAAAAGGCGGAAGAGGAGGAGGAACGGAGACGUCAGCAAUAUUUACAGUAUUACUAUCCUAAAACAUUUCAUCAGAUCCCUACUGCUGUUGAGUCUUCAGCCACUAUGGGCCUUGAUGGCGUCGACGUCUCCAAUGAAUCUUUGUAUGAUCCCGGCCUAUGGUGGGAACAAAGGUAUAGAAAUGAUUGGAAUUAUCCGAAGCAAUUAGUAGAGUGGACUGCAAAAAAGGAGCAAGAGAAAUUCGAGAGAAAUCUUGAAGAAGCUAAGCAAAAUGUAUCGAAACAACUUAAGGACACCUGGAUACUUCAGGAAUUACGGGACGACGACCUUGGGCACGUCGUCGUACCUUACAUACAUACGUCGAUGCCACUUCCGUAUCCGGAGUAUCCGGACCCGUUAGCACCCAAAGCUUUGUCACUGUCAGGAUCAGUCAUUGAUUCGCCGCCUCCUGAGACAGAUGACCCAGUGCCUGGUCCUGGAACACUCGGAGGCUGCGUAAGUGUAGGGGCUUGA
Molecule: messenger RNA, 2847 nt
Organism: Babesia ovata
Lineage: Eukaryota; Apicomplexa; Aconoidasida; Piroplasmida; Babesiidae
Product: ribosome binding protein, putative
Exons: 1
Coding region: 1-2847 (948 amino acids)
Source: RefSeq, a predicted model, not a curated record